UUUAUAACCUAGCUCCCAACUAGGAGCAGUAUAUAAGAGAAACAAAAUCAGCUACGUCAGUCAAUUGAGCUUUGGUCCUGCAAAAUUUUCAAGGUUUCCAGUAAACAGUAUCUACUCGAGAAACUGAUAAUCAUAGAGAGUUUUAUGCUGCUGUUAUGGCCCUAGCAAGCUCAGCAAUGAUGCAGAUUCACUCACCACUCCUCCAAACUCACCAAGUGGGCAUUCGAAACAAGCAAAGGGUCAUUCUAUGCAAUCAGAUGGGUAUCCAGUACAAACUUGGAGAAGUUGGGUUUCAUUGCAGAGGCGUAUUAAGCCUGCAAAAAGGGGAUAAAAAUGGAAGCUUUGUGGUGAGAGCAGAGUCUGGAACGGUGUCUGCUGAUGCCCCUGGGCCAACAUCAAUUGCUAAAAAUGACAAGAAUAACUGUAACAACAAGAGGGCCAGGCCAGGAGAUGAAAACAUCAGGCAAGAAGCAGCCAGGUUGCAUGGAAAUGGAACUAGCCAUGAGUUUUCUGCCAAGUAUGUGCCCUUCUGUCCAGGUACUAAGACAGAUGAAGAGUAUUCAUUGGACGAAAUAGUGUACAGGAGCCGAUCUGGAUGCCUUCUGGACGUCCAACACAACAUGGAUGCUCUCAAGAGGUACGACGGCAAAUAUUGGAGAAAUCUCUUUGAUUCUAGGGUAGGAAAGACCACCUGGCCUUACGGGUCUGGUGUGUGGAGUAAGAAAGAGUGGGUCUUGCCUGAGAUUGAUAAUGAUCACAUUGUUAGUGCGUUUGAGGGGAAUUCCAAUCUGUUUUGGGCAGAGAGGUAUGGGAAAGAGAUAUUGGGUAUGAACGAUCUGUGGGUGAAACACUGCGGGAUUAGCCAUACAGGGAGUUUUAAGGAUUUGGGGAUGACGGUGCUUGUCAGCCAGGUCAAUAGGCUUAGGAAGAUGAACAGGCCUCUUAUGGGUGUGGGAUGUGCUUCCACUGGGGACACGUCAGCUGCCCUGUCAGCUUACUGUGCUGCCGCUGGGAUCCCUGCUAUUGUUUUCCUGCCUGCAAACAAGAUUUCAAUCGCGCAAUUGGUUCAGCCUAUUGCCAAUGGUGCAUUGGUGCUUAGUUUGGAUACUGAUUUUGAUGGGUGUAUGAGGUUGAUUAGAGAGGUGACGGCUGAGCUGCCAAUCUAUUUGGCUAAUUCUUUGAAUAGCCUGCGGUUGGAAGGGCAGAAAACUGCUGCUAUCGAAAUCUUGCAGCAGUUUGAUUGGGAAGUGCCCGACUGGGUCAUCGUACCUGGUGGCAAUUUGGGGAAUAUCUAUGCUUUUUACAAGGGAUUUCAGAUGUGUAAAGAAUUGGGCUUGGUAGAUAGGGUUCCUCGACUGGUUUGUGCACAAGCUGCCAAUGCCAACCCCCUAUAUUUGCACUAUAAGUCAGGAUGGAAGGACUUUAAGGCUAUGAAGGCUAGUGCGACGUUUGCAUCUGCAAUCCAGAUUGGUGAUCCUGUGUCAAUCGACCGAGCAGUUUUUGCACUCCAGAGUUGUGAUGGAAUAGUUGAGGAGGCUACGGAGGAGGAGUUGAUGGAUGCCGCUGCUCAGGCAGAUCUGAAGGGCAUGUUUAUAUGCCCCCAUACCGGAGUUGCUUUAGCGGCAUUAGUGAAACUCAGAAGUAAAGGUGUUAUUGGGCUCAAUGAUAGAACUGUAGUUGUCAGCACUGCUCAUGGGCUAAAGUUUACACAGUCAAAGAUUGAUUAUCACUCUCACAAGAUUCCAGACAUGAAGUGCCAAUAUGCAAAUCCCCCUUUGCAAGUAAAAGCAGAUUUUGGUUCUGUAAUGGAUGUUUUGAAGAAGAAACUAGCUCCACUUUGAGUUAUGGUGCUAGUUAUGGGGUCAUGCUUUUAAAUUUUUCACAGGUUCAAAUACUGGUAGGCUUUUUCAAAUUUUGGUAGCUUUUUUGUUUGCUUCAAUCACUUCUUUUUGGAUUUGCGUUUUUCAUUAUGAUAGCAGCAUAAUGAGGAAAGCUAUCCAUUUUUCUGAUAAUCAAGAGCCAUGUGAGGUUGCAUCUUUCUUGAAUUAUCAGAAUAUGAAUUUUAGACAUCGAAUCUUUGUGUCUUCCUAAGCCUGAGUCAUGUUGAAGGGAGAUGUUUGUGCUGGAAAGAAAAUAGUUUGGCCAUAAUUGUAGGAAUAUUUUCUCCAGAGUAAUUUACAUUUAGGUUUUAAGAGUUAUGUUGCAAUACAGUUUUGACUUUAAUGGUUCAAUUAUGUUAUGGUGAAAGUAGUUCUAUUGCUUCUUGAAUCUGUAACAAAUUGUUACAUUUUCAGUUUGAACUGCCAUUUAGAAACAAUGUUGUAAUUGUGAAACUUCAUUUUGACCAGAGGUUAAGAGCAAUGAAGCAUAUUAGCACUGCUAUUAAGAGUUGUAAAUUUUAUAUUAUAUUUACUAAAAUAUAUAUUCAUCUCAUGGGUAUGCAGCACCUAAAUUUAUGUCA
Molecule: messenger RNA, 2461 nt
Organism: Cryptomeria japonica (Japanese cedar)
Lineage: Eukaryota; Viridiplantae; Streptophyta; Pinopsida; Cupressales; Cupressaceae
Product: threonine synthase, chloroplastic
Exons: 1
Coding region: 156-1841 (561 amino acids)
Biological process (GO): L-cysteine biosynthetic process
Cellular component (GO): cytoplasm
Molecular function (GO): threonine synthase activity; pyridoxal phosphate binding
Source: RefSeq, a predicted model, not a curated record